Molecule: messenger RNA, 2858 nt
Organism: Nymphaea colorata (pocket water lily)
Lineage: Eukaryota; Viridiplantae; Streptophyta; Magnoliopsida; Nymphaeales; Nymphaeaceae
Product: fimbrin-2-like
Exons: 14
Coding region: 659-2704 (681 amino acids)
Biological process (GO): actin filament network formation; actin filament bundle assembly
Cellular component (GO): cytoplasm; actin filament; actin filament bundle
Molecular function (GO): actin filament binding
Source: RefSeq, a predicted model, not a curated record
GCACUACACAACAGGACCAAACCAGCUGGCGCAACCAACUCUCUCUCUCUCUCUCUCUCUCUCUAGAGAGCUUGAAUUUCUCAACGAUUGAUUUCCUUAUUUAGUUUGCUACUCUCGAUCUUUCGCAUUUUCCCUUUUUUCGGGUCUUCUCUUGCUUACCUUAAUAACGUAGAAGAAAGAGAGUGAAUUUCGAGACAGUAAAUUCUCUUCUUUUCUGUACUAUAUUGUUUCUUUUUUCUUUUUUACUUUUAUUUUUGUUGGUUGGGUUCGUGAAAAAUGAAAAUGGGGGGAUCUUUGUUCACGGAAGAUCCUUGCCCGUGAUCUCAUUCCCCUGUCACCACGGUUGCACGUUGGGAUCCUUGAGUUAUGUACAAUUCAUGGGAAGGAACCAUUUCUGUUUUCUUCAUGAAGUUUUUGAGAUAGAAGAAUUAGUUGCUUGUCUUUAGUUUCUGGUUUUGUCGUUUUUUCCUGGAUUGUCUUCUUCUUCUUUUGCUUUGUCGCCCUUGGUGGUGGUGGUAGAUCUCUGCAAGAGAGCGAAAACUAUGUCCAGUUUCGUAGGCGUUCUUGUUUCGGAUCAAUGGCUCCAGAGUCAGUUUACUCAGGUGGAGCUGCGCGUGCUAAAGUCCAAGCUGUGGUUGUGUGGGUUUAGUUCCUUUCUAUGAGGAAGGGAUCGGGACAUGUUGCUCUUGCGGAUUUGCCUGCUAACAUGGCUAAGCUCAAGCGUCUCAGCGACAUAUUGACCGAGGAGGAAAUCUCUGGCUUCCUAGCUGACACUUAUCCAGACACGGAGACUGAAAUCGAUUUCGAAGCAUUUCUUCGGGUUUACUUGAAUAUGUUAUCUCGUGCUAAUGAAAAAGUGGGUGAUGCUAAGCAUGCAUCUGCGUUUCUCAAGAAUGCGACCACAACGCUUUUGCAUACAAUUAGUGAACCUGAGAAGUCAUCAUACGUUGCCCACAUCAAUAGCUACCUCGGACAAGAUGCAUUUUUGAAGAAAUACCUGCCCAUUGAUCCUUCCACCAAUGACCUUUUCGAGCUUGCCAAGGAUGGUGUUCUUCUCUGUAAAUUGAUUAAUGUUGCCGUGCCUGGCACCAUUGAUGAGAGGGCAAUUAACACCAAAAGUAUACUUAAUCCCUGGGAGAGGAAUGAGAACCAUACACUUUGCCUCAACUCUGCAAAGGCUAUUGGGUGUACUGUCGUAAACAUUGGCACCCAAGAUCUGGUUGAGGGAAGGCCCCAUCUAGUUCUUGGGUUGAUAUCACAAAUUAUCAAGAUACAACUAUUGGCAGACCUGAACUUAAAGAAGACGCCACAGCUAGUGGAACUGAUAGAAGAUAGCAAGGAUGUGGAAGAACUCAUGAGUUUACCUCCAGAGAAAGUACUAUUGAGAUGGAUGAACUUCCAUCUUAAAAAGUCUGGCUACAAAAAGAAUGUAACAAACUUUUCUUCUGAUCUAAAGGACGGUGAGGCAUACGCGUUCCUUUUAAAUGUCCUUGCCCCAGAACACUGUAACCCAGCCACAUUAAGUGCAAAGGAUCCUUCAGAAAGAGCAAACCUGGUACUUGAACAUGCUGAGAGAAUGGAUUGCAAAAGAUAUCUAACUCCAAAGGACAUUGUGGAAGGCUCACCAAACCUUAAUCUUGCCUUUGUUGCCCAAAUAUUUCAUCAAAGGAAUGGUUUAUCAGUUGAUAGCAGCAAAAUAUCUUUUGCUGAAAGAAUGAGCGAAGAUGUGCAAACUUCUAGAGAGGAACGCGCAUUCAGAUUGUGGAUUAAUAGUCUCGGUGUUGAUACAUAUGUUAACAAUGUAUUUGAGGAUGUAAGAAAUGGAUGGGUUCUUUUGGAAGUUCUCGACAAAGUAUCUCCAGGAAUAGUUAAAUGGAAACAAGCAUCAAAACCUCCAAUUAAGAUGCCAUUCAGAAAGGUGGAAAACUGCAACCAAGUUGUAGGAAUUGGGAAGGAAUUGAAGUUCUCUCUAGUGAACGUUGCUGGAAAUGACAUUGUGCAGGGAAACAAGAAAUUAAUAUUAGCUUUCCUAUGGCAGUUGAUGAGGUAUAAUAUUCUUCAGCUUCUGAAGAACUUGAGAUCUCAUUCCCAAGGAAAGGAGGUGACUGAUGCUGAUAUCUUAAAUUGGGCAAAUAGCAAAGUCAAGAAUGCAGGGCGGACCUCUGAAAUGGAAAGUUUCAAGGACAAAAAUCUUUCAAAUGGAAUAUUUUUCCUUGAACUUCUCAGUGCAGUAGAGCCAAGGGUUGUCAACUGGAACCUUGUCACUAAAGGCGAAACUGAUGAGGAGAAAAGAUUGAAUGCAACAUACAUCAUCAGUGUGGCACGAAAGCUUGGAUGUUCCAUUUUCUUGUUGCCUGAGGACAUCAUGGAGGUGAAUCAAAAGAUGAUUCUGACACUGACUGCAAGCAUCAUGUACUGGAGCCUGAAACAACCAGCUGAAGAAGCACCUACAGCCACUUCAAAUAGUGAAAAUGAGAGUUUUCCCGAUGGCAAUGAUAACUUGAGCAUUGAAGGCGUGGUUCCAGAAGCAUCAUCUUCUUGCCCAGAUGAAAAUACAGACGUGGUGCCACCUCAACUUGUUGAAGCCUCUUUAUUGAACACAGGAACGUCUUUGCCAGUUACUGAAAAGGAGGAGUGCAUAGGCAAUGAGGCUCCACCACAGCAAGAACAAGAUGGAGAAGGUGAGCUAAACAAAGAAAUGUAGAAUUUCUUUUUGAUCUUUUUCUCUCUAUUAUUUUGUUCUUUGUAUACAAGUACAUCUUAACAUUCAGACUGUAAGCAGCUGAAAGUUAAAUAUUGCACUAAGAGCUACUCAAAGAAGUGUAGCAUAAGUGAAGCCCCUAGUGGUACUUGUAAUA